Cydia strobilella is the source of this 2343-nucleotide messenger RNA. RefSeq names its product oocyte zinc finger protein XlCOF6-like. Gene Ontology annotation, molecular function: DNA-binding transcription factor activity, RNA polymerase II-specific; RNA polymerase II transcription regulatory region sequence-specific DNA binding; zinc ion binding. The transcript is spliced from 17 exons. Bases 84 to 2048 code for a protein of 654 amino acids. Gene Ontology annotation, cellular component: nucleus. The record is from RefSeq and is a predicted model, not a curated record. Lineage: Eukaryota; Metazoa; Arthropoda; Insecta; Lepidoptera; Tortricidae. Gene Ontology annotation, biological process: regulation of transcription by RNA polymerase II.
UUUACAUAUCGAUUUUACGUAUUACACAGAUUUUACAACAAUAAUCACACAAAUCCCAUUCUAAAUGCGGUAGCCGGCUCAAAAUGUUGAAAAGCUUGAAGCAGGAAAGUGCGGAGGAGCUCUUAGCUUGCCGCAUAUGUCUCGCAACCGACACUCAUUUGUAUGGAAUUUUGGAGCACCGAUUGGAAAAUGCUUUCAUUGAUAUUACAGGGACUACCCUGUCGGCAUGGGACGGCUACCCGCAACACAUCUGCGUGCCGUGCCGCGCGCUGCUGCGCCGCGCGAGCGACCUCCGCGCCCGCUGUCGCCGCGCGCAGCGGGCACUCAAGAGGAUCCUCAUGUUACAACAUACGAUAACAACUGGCUACAUUCGUACAGUGGACCGUAUAGCUGAGGGCCUAAGUCUGCCUCUUUCCAUCUCUGUCUGUCCUGAGCCUGUACUCUUCCAAUACGAUGACACUGACGAUCUUAUAAAAGAGGAGAUCCCCCUCCUCUCCCCGUCCCCGCUCCCCUCCCUCCCCUCCCCCCCCAAAGACGACAUCGUAGUGAAAGACGAGCUGCCUUGCGAGUAUGAAUCCAACGAUGACGUCGCGCUGAGCGAACUGCAGGAAAAGCCUAAGGAACAUAAGGAGAAGAGGAAAAAAGUUUUAAGAAAAUCGAAGACGAAAAAAACGAAGACUGAGCAAGUGAAGAGUAGAGAACGGAAAAAGACGGAGAAGAUACGGGAUGAAGACUUUCCCGCGUUCGAGAAGGAAUACAACUUCGAUGUCGUCAUACUAUCGCGGGAACAGCAGAUUGAAGACAUGGCGUCGCGAAAAGAGAAGGACAACUAUAUGAACUCGCAGUUCAAAUGCGAGAAAUGCUUUAAGGGGUUCUACACCGAGGCCACGCUCGCCAACCACGACUCGAAACAUCACGAUGAGGCUGUAGGUCCCCACUCGUGCGAGCUUUGCCUGUGCCGGUUCCGUAUUCCAGCCAUCCUGCGGCGCCACCUCGCCACGCACCGGUUAAGAUUCGUGUGUCAGCACUGUGGCUUCACCGCCAGAGACAGGUCGCACGCCAUGACUCACUCCAAAGAGCACAAGGGUCUGCGUUACGAGUGCCAACACUGCGGAGACACCUUCAAAAAGCGGUCAACGUACGGCACCCACGUCCGCAUCCAGCAUCCCAACCAGAACAAGUCGUGUGACGUGUGCGGAGAAACGUUCCUCGGAGCACUCGGGCUCGCGCUACACAAGAAGAAAUCGCAUCGACAGGUGGUGGAACAAGGCGCGGCGCACUGCGCGCAGUGUGGCGUGUGCUUCGAGAGCGAGUACGCGCGCGCGCGACACACCGCGCUCGCCGUCCAAGGCUGCCAGCACGCCAGAGCAUGCGCACUUUGUGGAGAGAACUUCAAGGACGAACCGGCGCUGCAGGCACAUGUGAGAGAGAGACACCAAGAUCGGCAGACGCAGUGCCAGGAGUGUGACAUGACGUUUGCUAGCGAGGCGUCCCGCAGCGUGCACUACGAGCGAGUCCAUCUCAAGGUGAAAGUGCGCCGCUGCCUGCCCAAGACGGGGCGCAAGUACGAUCGCUACGGGGACCACUUCAUGUGUGAAAUGUGCGGCAAGAAGUGCCAGAACAACAUCGCCCUGAAGUACCACAUCCGCUCUCACACAGGGGAGAAGCCGCACGCCUGCCCGCACUGCCCGAAGCAUUACUCUACGCCCGUCGCGCUGCAGUACCACAUCCGGUCGCACACGGGGGACAAGCCGCUGGCGUGCCCGCACUGUCCGCUGCGUUACGCCACUCACAAGGGACUGCAGACUCACUUGCUCAAGCACACAGGCGAGCGCCCGUUCAAAUGUGAGCUGUGUGGGAAGGCCUUUACACAGAAGACCAUGUUACAGAAACAUAAAACGGUACACACUGGUGAGAAACCAUACGCGUGCGACAUAUGCGGCAAGGCGUUCACCCAGUCGGGCUCCGUGCACACGCACGUCAAGUACGUGCACAAGAAGCUGCCCGCGCCGCCGCGCAACCGCGGCAAGCGAGACAAGCCCGACUGACAUACGCACUACUGACAUACAACUUACACUUCGCCGGUUUGAGCCGGCUAAUUAUAUUACUAGUCGCCCCAUUUUGCGACGUGUAUAGCUUUCUUUAAAUAGGCUGACUGACAUAUUUUUGCCAUUUAUUUUGCCAUUUUGAGAUUGGUCUUAUUUAUAGUAAAAGUUGCUGAGUAUGAAUAUACUUAUUAUAUUCAUCUUGCAAAUUAUGGCUAAAGGUUGAAAAAGGUGUACAUUAUACAUUUAGUAUUUAGAUGUGACUUCGGGAUAUUUAAUAAGAUAUAUGAUAAAUGAA